AUGCGCUCCUUCGCGAUCAUCCCCGCCGCUUUGGCUACCUUGGCCGUGGCCAUGCCGCAGGCUGCUCUCAAGCCAUCAGCGAGCCCCCCGGCCGGUUGCUCCACAAGCUACACUGGCAACUUCGGUCUGACCGUUGUCGAGCUCGGAAAGCGAAGCCUCGAUAAGCGUGGCUCCUGCACUGGAACUGGUUCUUUGGACCUCACCCUCAAGGACGGUGUCCUGACCGAUUCCCAGGGCCGCACUGGCUCCAUCGUCGCCAACUACCAAUUCCAGUUUGACGGUCCCGCUCAAGCUGGCGCCAUCUACACCUCUGGCUUCUCCGUCUGCUCCAACGGCUCCCUUGCCCUCGGAGGCUCCACCACCUUCUACAGAUGCCUCUCUGGUGACUUCUACAACUUGUACGACCGUCACUGGGCUGAGCAGUGUUCUCCCAUUCACCUCUCGGCUCUCCCUUGCGGCUCCGAUGCUCCCGUUCCCUCUGGACAGGUUGUCGGUACCACCAUGGUUGUGACCACUCUCGUCACGGUUAUCGGCGACGGUCAGCCUCAGGUUGUCCCGACCACGAUCCCCGUCCCUCUCUGCCAAAUCGGCGAUGGCCAGGUUCAGGGCCACACCACCCCCUGCGGCGAGCUGCCUCCUGUCACUGUGACGCCUUCUGCUCCCGCCAGCCAGCCUCCCUACACUCCCCCGGGAACCCCCGUUGCCCCACCUGCAACUACCGCGCCGGUCGUCCCGCCGGUCCCCACCACGAAGGUGCCCGUUCCGGUUCCCUCGGUCCCGUCGACCCCCGUCAACAGCACGGCGGUCGUGACCACCCCUGGCACCACGGCUACCACGCCUGCGACCACGACCACACCGGCGGCUCCCCCCGUUGCUGCUGGCCAGAACCUGGCUCCGGCUUCGUUUGUCGCUCUCGUUGCCACUCUGAUGGCAGUCGUCUGCCUUAUCUAA
This is a messenger RNA of Colletotrichum tamarilloi, 951 nucleotides long. RefSeq names its product covalently-linked cell wall protein. Gene Ontology annotation, molecular function: structural constituent of cell wall. The coding region runs from base 1 to 951 and encodes 316 amino acids. The transcript has 2 exons. Gene Ontology annotation, biological process: fungal-type cell wall organization. Lineage: Eukaryota; Fungi; Ascomycota; Sordariomycetes; Glomerellales; Glomerellaceae. Gene Ontology annotation, cellular component: fungal-type cell wall. The record is from RefSeq and is a predicted model, not a curated record.